Cylicostephanus goldi is the source of this 720-nucleotide messenger RNA. The record is from the annotation of a GenBank genome assembly. NCBI's taxonomy places the organism in Eukaryota, Metazoa, Nematoda, Chromadorea, Rhabditida, Strongylidae.
AUGAUGUGCAUGCAAACUGUCAUCGUAGAAGUGAAACAAAUUACUGGUAAUGGUAGACGUGCUUUGAGCUAUCAAUGGCAAAUGAAGAACGUAACGUCACAAAUGUCAGCUCUCUUGGCAAAAGAGUCUGGUCGAACGCUGUCGUUUCCAUCGAAACUGCUAACCUCCGAAGCCGCAGUCGCUGUCACUGCUUGCAACUUUGUGAAUGAGUGCACGACUAGCGAGGACGUCCUUCUGCAGCCCGUAACAGCAGCGGCGACGCUGUCACUCUCCCUCGGCGGUAGUUUGGGACUGCGCACUCUGACGCCCUCAAUGGCUGUGCGUCUUCGAGCACUUCCAGAACUUACACGCUGCAAUUCCUCGCUUACAGUAGUCCCAAAUGAUGCUCAGUACAACUGGUUUUUGGAUCACAUUUUCGUGACGAACGAUGAUAGCUACCGUAUCCCGGCCUUCACCUACGAAGCAGGAGAUUCUGUGGAAGUCAGAGUUGAGGUGAACUAUAAAGAUCCUUCGAGCAGUCAACAUCUCAGCGCAACAACUGAGGAGACAUUAGUGUACGUCGCAGAAAAGCUGGUCACUACAGUUGAUGCCAUAUCACGGUCAAUCGCCAGUGAUGCUGCUGUCGUCCUCGAUGCGUCGCAAUCGAAAAAUCCGAACGUGAAGGAUGGCUCAGUCACUCACGAAUGGACUUGCUUCAACGAGACUUCACAGAAUAAUUAA